AUGCAGCUCGUUCUGGUGGGGCACGAAGGCGGGGUCUUAUGCGUGGGGAUCGGGAGCGUGGAGGGACGAGCCGUCGUGUCUGGCUCGAGGGAUCGGACCCUCAUUAAAUGGAGUUUAGACACUGGAGAGGAACUGCUCAUCAUGAGGCAGCAUCUGGAUGAUGUCACUGCGCUGGCUAUCACGGCCGACGGAUCUCUCGCCGUCUCGGGGUCGCUGGAUGGGACCGUUUGCGCGUGGAACUUGAACGACGGGAGUCUUCUGUCGCAGAUGGGGCUGGGGAGUCCCAUCGAUGGCCUCCUCUGUUCCACGGAUGCAUCCGCCAUUUGCGUGAAACUGGAAUUUUGUAACACGGCUCCCAUCCUCUGUCUGCACAACACCCCGGCGUCUCGCAUCCAGCCCGUCCCCGUCAACGUCUUGCCCCCCGGUCCCGACUCUUUGCGCUUUCGUUUUCGUGGCAACUACAUGCAGGGUUCGGCCAUGGAGUUGCGAAAUGCGGUGAAGAAGAAACCGAUGAUGAGGAAGGAGUUCUCCCUCGACACCUACACGUGGCAGAAGAAAUAUGGGCGUCUCCUGAGCCGGGAACUCCCUCGACUCGGUUCCACGUCUAGUCUCGACGAGGUCACGUCGGUCGGCGAAGAAGAUCCCGGAAAGAUCAUCUUAAGCCUUCAAUGUGGCCAAAAGAAGGGGAGCUGGGGCUCUGUGUUUCAAUCCAGAUCGUCCUCUCUGGCAAAGCUCCCCAUGAAGCGUGAAGACACACGAGAUUCGAGAGAGACGAACGACGUGAUACACAAGCGCCGGGAACCGGUGGAAUCUCUUGAGAUGGAGAGGAGGCACCAGCAGAGGAAGCUGGCCAAGAAACUUAUUACUCAAAUCACCGGACUGAAGGAAGAUGAUGGAAAUUUCACAGCAUGUGAAGAAUAUGUCCUGCCAAACUGGGAGCAUCACCGCUUCACAUCUGUCAACAGUCACCAAGUGAGACGAGAGGUAGAGGGUUUGAUUGAGCGAUUCAAGAUUGAAGCCAUGUAUGAAGAGGCUGAGGUGCUAGAGAAAUGCUUCAAGGAAUUACUACAGUCCCCAGCAUUUGUCAACCAUGAAGAGGUUGAUCUGCCAUGGUCGGUGCUUCAGUUACUUCUCAUUCUAUGCCAUAAGUCAGCAGAGUUAGGUCUACCUGGGGCAUGCCCUCCUCACCGCACAACACGAUUGAAAGGAGGAGAAAGUAUCACCAAGUCUCAACUUGAACGACUGAGCCCCAUCAUGUCCUGUUCUCUGACUCCUCCUGAUGAUACAUUAUCAGAUUGGAGCUCCAUGGAUGAAGAAGAGCAAGAUGAGAAAACCCAUAGAAAAGCAACAGAAUCACAUGAAGAGACUGCCGUUGAAGAAGAAAGACCAAUUGACCCACCAGGUUCUCUUUUAUUCAUUGGUAUUCAACAAGAGAAGUGUGCCACAAGACGUCCCACUCCACCCUGGAUCCAGCAUGAUGGUAUUGUAGCUGUUAAAGAACACCUGCAGUCUCUCCUUCAUCCAAUUGUUUGGAGUGGAAGUGGAGAAUUGUCUGAGGAUCUGCUGGUUUGGGACAUUUUGAAUGCUUUAUCAUCCUGCACUGUGAUGCCUGAGACCUCCUUCCUCAUUCAGCUUGUAGAGUUUGGGAAAUGGGAACUCAAAGCUGGGUACAGCUUUCCCCAUUUGCACAUGGUGAGUACCAAAGUUGUACCAACCUUGCUGUGGGCUGAAGAAGAAUUGCACUCAAUGCUGGGAGACUUGAGGCUCUUGCAUGCCCUACAUGUCAAAGUAUUUCAGAGUGGGCCCCCCUCUUCAUCCAAAACUCUGGAGGCAGUCAGAAUAGAGCCAUCAUGGGCAAAAGGAUUCUCUAUCAAAUCUGGAGUGAUCAAGGCUUUGAAGAAAGAGCUUGGUCCAAAAUGGAGACCACUUUCAUUUAUUCUCCCUCUGGCACCAAAUUUAAUGGCAGCUGGGAAGAGUCAUGCUCUGUUGCGAGAGAUUCGCAGCAAGCAUCCUCAUCGAGCCUACAUUGCAUCGAGUUCACCUCUGACGAUGCUGAAUCUCCAUGAACAACUCAGGACAGAAGUCUACAAUCAGGAUUUGAAAGAAGAGAUUGUGACUGACAGAGAUCAGAAGAAAAAUGAGGAAUGGGAGCUUCGUGUUUCAAUGUGGCAACCAAAGUCAGAGGCCUGGAAGGAGGAAAAUGAUCCUUUUCUUCUCAUGCUGGCAGCAAAGUGCUAUGAGACUAGUAGUUCAGGCCUUUGCCUGAGGGAUCUUAAAAAGAUCCUGGAGGAGAUAAUUCGCAUCCCCAUAGAGAAAGAAUGCGUGAGAGUGUGCCAGAAGCUACACAAGAUACUCCAUGAUCACUUUCGCCUUGGUAUCUGUUUGGAGGCUAUGCAGAAGGUUUUCUUUUGUCAACAUGAACCUCUGGCUCGAGAUUUUGCUGCUCAAAUUUUCUCCAAGAUCAUAAGAAAUGAAGAGGUGAAAGAUGUAGAAGCAACAAGCUGGCUUCGAGACUCUAUCUCCGAAUGGGAGCCUGUUGCAGCUCUUGGCUUCUCAGUUCACCUUCCCGCUGCAAAGUCCCAGUCUGAUCCCUUUACUUACAUUCAAGAGGUCAAGAUCAACUUUGAAGUAGGACUGGAAUGGGGGUUUGUGGAAGGUAGACGAUUAUGUCUUCUUCGUGCUUGGCUCCUCCAUUUUGUCAGCUCAGUUCAUUCUCAUCUCUUCUAUGGUGCUAUCCUCCCCCCAUUACGGCUGUUUCGAGAGAUAUAUGCAUGCACAGAUGACAUCCAAGACACGAUGGAGAGUUGGAAGGAACUAGUAGGAAGAGUGCAUAAGCAGAGUUUGCUUGGUCCAGGCCUGGAUCGGCUGUGCAAAGCAGUGAGAUCGGUUCUGCCCAUCACUCAUCAGUUACGAAGGAUAUGGGGUGGACAUGGAACUAUGGAGGACUUGGUUGCCUUGGAAACUUCAUAUAUGAACCAUCACCAAUUUCUGGCAGCUGCAUUGCAGAGCAUUACCCGCUUGAGAAGUCAUCCUUUCUGU
Darwinula stevensoni is the source of this 3039-nucleotide messenger RNA. The record is from the annotation of a GenBank genome assembly. NCBI's taxonomy places the organism in Eukaryota, Metazoa, Arthropoda, Ostracoda, Podocopida, Darwinulidae.